AUGAAAAAAAUCGAAGUCUUAAUUAACUAAAACAAAUUCAAAAUUGAAUAUGAACCUAAGUCUUAAUCUUCUACUAUUAAUGACGUUAUUUAACAUGUAAAUUAAUUAAAAGGAUUUCCUAACAAAGCAAAAAUUGAUAUCACUAUUGAUAAUUCUAAAAGAGAUAGAAACUUCUUCAUUAAGGAUAUUUAAAAUCCUUUUAUUUACAUUAAUUUCUCUGAUGAAAUAGAAAAUUUUACUAUUUAACACCUUAGUAAAGAUGACAAACAUAAAAUCAUAUUAGACAAAGCUGAUGCAUGUUGGUAAUUAUCAGAAUUAGAGAAAUAAAUUGCAAAUUCAUUAAAUUGCAGUCUCUAUUCAAUAAAAAUUAUGAAAAAAAAUCAAUUUUUCGAUAGGAACUUAUUACUCUGUCAGAUUUUUAUUUAUUAAUAAGAAAUAUUUUAUUUGGUGUUAGUUAAAUUUUACAUUUAGUAUAAAGAUUAGUAAUUUUUAUUUUAAAUGGAUGCUUUCUCUCAUUUUGAUUAAAUUAAAUAAAAAGUGAGAUAAAAAUUUGGUAUAGAUGAAGAAAUAGAAUUAUAUUACAAAAAUACAAUAUUAUAAGAUUAAUAUACAUAUUUUUCCUAAAAAAUACCAUAGUGUGCUGAAUUGGAAUUAAAUAUUAAGAGUAAGUAAAAAUUAUAAAUCUGGUAUAAUGAUACUAUUUAUAAUUAUAUUGUUUCUGUUAGUAUAACUAUAAAGGAAUUGCUUGAAUAACUUUAAUAAAUUUAUUCAAUACAUGAGAACUAGAAGUUAUAAAUUAAAUUUAAUAAUAAGAUUUUGAACAAUAAUAUCAAAAUCGAAAAUUUGGAUUUCUCAUCAAUUUCUUUUGAAUCAUAAGAUAUAGAAUUAAUUUUAGAAGAUAAAAUAUAAGAGAAAUCUAUGUAAAUAAAAUUUGUAGAUAAAGUAAAGCAAUCCAAUUUUUUUUUAUAUAAUGUAUCAAAUUUAGAUUUAGUUUCUUCAAUUUAAAGAUUAAGCCCUUUUAUUGAGAAGAAAUAUGAAUUUUUUAUUAAUGACAAGAAACUCUAAUUCAGCGAUGAUUUAAUUUUUAACUAAAUUUAAUUUAAUAAUAAUAAUAAUUAAAUUUAAUAUUAGUUGAUGUAGAAUCAAUAAAUUAAUGUAAAUUUUAUAGAUGAAGAAAAUGAGAUUACUACAAUAUCAGUAAAUCCUCAAGAAAUCAUAGAUGAUGAAAUGAAGAAGAGAAAGUAUAUUGAAAAUGUUAGAAUAAAGGCUUAUAAAUAAGGUUAAUUAUUAGAUUUAAAUGGUACUUAUGAAUCAGAGAAUAUUAGAGAUGGUGAUACAAUUCGUUAUUAUUAAUCAGAAAUUUUGAUAUAAAUAAUGAUUAGAAUUAAAAAUUAAGAUGCUCCAUAAAUAAUUUUAAUAAGCAUAAAUUAUGCAUCUACAGUAAAAGAUUUAAUUUAGAAAAUAAGUUCUAUAUAUAAAAUAAAUUGUAAUUGCAAGAUUUUAUACAAUGAAUAAACUUUAAAUAACAAUGAUCGUCUAAAUGAAUUUCCUAAAGAUGCAAUAUUUAGAAUAAGUAAAGAGAUUACUCUUAAGUUUUAAUUAAUUUUGGAAAAUAACAUAGAGUAGUAAGAAACUUAAUUUUACGAAACAGAUAAAAUAUCAAUAAUAAAGAAUAAUUUUAUGGAUUUAUUUUGUGAUGAAGUUUCUAUUGUGGAUGAGAAUAAUAAAAAUUUAGAUGAUUGUGAAGAAAUUUCAAAAUACUAAACUAAAGUUCUAAAGAUUUCAAAAAAGAAUGUAGAUAUAAAAUAUAAAUUUUAAAAUACUUAACCUACAUAUGAAUUUAAAGAUGAUAAAAGACUAACUGUAAAAUAAAUGUUAGAAAAAAUAGCAAAUAGAAAAUCAAGGUGCUUUAUAGAUUUAAAUUGUUAAGAUGAAAAUACUUAAUUAAAAGAUUUAAAAUUAGAUUUAAAUACUAUAAUAAUAAUAGAAUGUUCAAAACGUGCACAAUUAAUUGAGUAAAAUAACAAUACAAAUAAGAUUGAAUUAACUUUUUAUCCUGAGGAAAUAAUUGAUAAUGUUAUUAAAUUUCAUAUAAAAGAGAAAAUUUAAUUAUUAUUUAAUAAUCAAGUUGUGAAUAUUUAAAAUUCAUUUAGAAAUGAAAAAAUAGAAAGCGAUGAUAUAUUGUAUUAUUCAAAAAUAAUGACAAUUUAGUUUAUUAAAUAUGAUACAAAAUAAUUUUUGCAUUCUGAAAUUUGCAAUUAGAAUGCUAAGAUUAGUGAAAUUAUUAAAUCGAAAAACUUUUAAAACUCAAGAGUUUAUUAUUAAAAUAAAGAAAUAAAUUAGGAUAGAACUUUAAUAGAAGAAGGAGUGAUAGACAAUUCAACUUUAGAGAUAGAAGAAACCUAGAAAAAUUUAAAAUUGCAUAUAGAUGGGAAUGUUAGUCAAAUUAGUGUUAAAAGUGAUAUGGAUAUCAAAACUUUAAAAUAGUAAUAGAAAUUAAUUAAUGAAUAUUAUUAGCUUUUUGAAAUAAAUAAUUAAAAUUAAGCUUUAUUAGAUAAUGUCUUAUUGAAGACUUUAAUAAAUCGAAAUAAUGAGAUAGAGUUAAUAUACAAAUAAAAUAAGAAUUUUUUAAAGAUUACAUUAUAUGAUGCUUAAGAUGAUAAAAAAUACACAGAAUAUGUAUUAUUGAAUUCUUAGGUGUAAACAUUUAUUUAAGAAUUUUAAAAUAAAUACAAUAUGAACAACAUAAUAAUAUUUUUGUAAGGAGAAGAAGUAAAUAAUGAAUUGUUUUUUUCAUAAAUACCCUUAGAUUAAAAUGAUGAAUUUGAGAUUGUGAAAUGA
Messenger RNA from Paramecium sonneborni, 2841 nucleotides. The record is from the annotation of a GenBank genome assembly. Lineage: Eukaryota; Ciliophora; Oligohymenophorea; Peniculida; Parameciidae.